GUCAUCACAAACCCUCUGAUCUACUGGUUUCCCUGGGUUCCAUCCCAAGCAAUUGUGCCAUCAGGUUCCCCACCCCAGGGGGCCCCUAGGGAGGCAAGGGAGGAGACAUCUGAGCAUCAGUCCAGCACAAAAGAAUCCCCCGAAAGGGCUGCUCAUCUGCCCCGGGCACUCAGAACACACAUGACUCACCCCACCUGACCUCAGACAAGUGUCUCUCCAGGAAAUCCCAGGAUCCCAGCAUUCCUUGGAGCAAACUGAACCCCUGAUGUCCCUAACCCUUUGCUAGCACCCUCUGGCCCCACAGAAGCAGCCAACAUGCCUAUCUUCAAGUGCCCGCAAAAGUCGGAGCCCCUGUGGAAGGAGUGGGACAAGAAGGCCCAGAAGAACGGACUGAGGCACCAGGUGUUCGCUGUCAAUGGCGACCACUACGUGGGCGAGUGGAAGGACAACAUGAAACACGGGAAAGGAACACAGGUCUGGAAGAAGAACGGAGCCAUCUAUGAGGGGGACUGGAAGUCUGGGAAGCGAGAUGGCUAUGGCACCCUCAGCCUUCCUGACCAAGAGACCGGAAAGUACAAGAGAGUCUACUCAGGCUGGUGGAAAGGCGAUAAGAAAUGUGGCUAUGGGAUCCAGUUUUUCGGACCCAAGGAGUAUUAUGAGGGUGACUGGUGUGGCAACCAGCGCAGCGGGUGGGGCCGCAUGUACUACAGCAACGGAGACAUCUACGAGGGCCAGUGGCGUAACGACAAGCCAGAAGGGGAAGGCAUGUUGCGCCUGAAGAAUGGGAACCGCUAUGAAGGCAAUUGGCAGAGAGGUGUGAAGAAUGGGUCAGGGCGUUUCUUCCACCUGGACCAUGGUCAGCUGUUUGAAGGCUUCUGGGUGGAUGACGUGGCCAAGUGUGGCACAAUGAUUGACUUCGGCCGCGAUGAGGCCCCCCAGCCCACCCAGUUCCCCAUUCCUGAGGUCAAAAUUCUAGAUCCCGACGGUGUGUUGGAGGAAGCCUUGGCUAUGUUCAAGAAGACAGAAGAAGAAGGAGAUUGAUGCCAGGGGACAUCUGGCCAAGUCUAGAGACACUUUCGGUUGUCACAGCUGGCAGGGAAGAGUCCUACUGGUACCCAGUGGGUAGAGGUUGGGAACCUGCUGAACAUGUUAUAAUGUAAACAUUCCACAGAAGAAUCCAACCCAACUUCACUGGUAUAAAACCAUGAAAGAACGCUGAAAUAUCAGUGUUCAUAAAGCCCUCGGCAAAUGCCCACCACAAAAUAAACGGCUCAGAAAAGUGUUCACUGACAUUAUGGAGAUUCUGCCAUCGGAACCCUAAGCAGGUGGCCUGAUCCACAGCAGGGUUCUCAGUUGGUACCUCUGAGGCCAGGAAGCUGAGCCUGGUUGCCUCUGGACACACCACUAACCAGAUACAGAGCCACUCACUGCCAGGCCCAGUGCUGACAGCUUUACAUGAGUGCUCUCUCGUGAUCCCUCAACGACCUAUGAGAUGUCCUGCUAUUAUUCAUGUCAUUUUAGAAGGAACUGAGGUUCAGGGAGGCCCACAAGUCAUCAAAUUAGAAACUGCCUGUGCUUAAACUUAGGCCUGUCUGCUCAGUUGAGAACAGGUGGUGGUGAGAACAGUAGCAAUGUGUAUAGACUUUUUUUUUUUUGUUUGUUUUGUUUUUUUUUUUAAGAAGAAGUAGGGUGUGUUCUUGUUUAUGUAUAAAAUCUCUAAAUGGGAUCAAAAUAUACUGGCAACUGUGGUUAUUUCUAUGGAGAAUUGGGAACCUGGAAACAGGGGAGCAAUAGCAAUUUUUCACUGCUGUAUUUGGAACCUAUGAACAUAUUAUCUAUUCAAAACAUCAAGUUGAUAUUAAAGACUGUUCUUUUAACUGUC
Messenger RNA from Odocoileus virginianus texanus, 1882 nucleotides. It is a transcript of the gene MORN3, whose product is annotated as MORN repeat containing 3. The record is from RefSeq and is a predicted model, not a curated record. NCBI's taxonomy places the organism in Eukaryota, Metazoa, Chordata, Mammalia, Artiodactyla, Cervidae.